Pollicipes pollicipes is the source of this 1574-nucleotide messenger RNA. RefSeq lists its product as uncharacterized. The coding region runs from base 153 to 1574 and encodes 473 amino acids. NCBI's taxonomy places the organism in Eukaryota, Metazoa, Arthropoda, Thecostraca, Pollicipedomorpha, Pollicipedidae. Gene Ontology annotation, molecular function: protein binding. The transcript is spliced from 8 exons. The record is from RefSeq and is a predicted model, not a curated record. Gene Ontology annotation, cellular component: cytoplasm.
CGAAGUGCCUGAAGCAAAAGUGGCUGUAGGGGAGAGCCCUGUUGAAGGCACUGUUAGGAGACAGCACGCACCGAAAUUUUUGGCUCUCUAUUCUGUUCCAUGAUCAUUUGCUCUGUGAAACAUUCUUUAGUUGUAAGCUGGUGAGGCCAGACAUGGGUAAUAGCCAGAGUCAAGAUCAAGAUGUGUUAAUGCAAUCCUUGGCAAACAAGAGAGAACUUGAUAUAAGCAAGAAGUUAACACAUACCCAAUAUGUUAAGCACACUCGUGGCGAAGACAUCGAGGGUUGUCUGACAGAUCUGCCCUGGGAUCUGAUUGAUGAGGUCUCACUGUAUGAACGGGUGAAUGCCUCAUUCAACCUGGUCAGUACCCUGCCAGUGGAACUACCCCUACGAUUGCCACAUCUGCAGCAUCUGAACCUGAGCCACAAUCGGAUCAAGGAACUGCCUGAGAGCAUUGCUCUGUACUUUCACCUGGAGGAGCUGAACGUCUCGUACAACCUGCUCGAAUCCCUGCCCAGGAACAUCACCAACAUGCGGCGCCUGGCGGUGCUGGACGUGUCUCACAACCGCUUCAGGCAGCUGCCAGACGACGUCGGCCUCAUUCCGGGCCUGCGCAAGCUGAACGCCUCCUACAACCAGCUGUCCCUGCUGCCGACCUCGCUCGGCUCCAGCGACUCCGUGCGCGUCCUGCUCGUCGACGGCAACAAGUUCCUCAGCACCAUCUACGAGGCGGGCUCGGACAACGUGCUGGCGCAGCUGCUGCUGUUCGGCGCGGCGCUCGGAGACGCCCUCGGCCUGGCCACCGAGGGGCUGAGCCGCGACCAGUGCCGCUUCCACUACGAGCCGGACUACACGCUGGCCGACACGGUGCGCGACGAGCUGCGCGUCCGGUACCGCGACGGCGACUGGACGGCCAACACGGACCUGACGCUGGUGGCGCUAGACUCGCUGCUGCACUGGGGCGGCGUGUUGGAUGAGCUGGACUUGGCGCAGCGGCUGCACGGGUGGCGCCACCGCGGCCUACCGGAGCUGGCCGACGCGCGCCGGCCGGCCGCCGACCUACUGGCCGUGCGCACCAUCGACACGGCCGGCUUCACCGAGGCGCCGCACGCGGCCGCGCGCCGCGCCAGCGGCUCGGCCAACAACAACCUGAGCCCGGCGCGCAUCCCCCGCUUCCACGACCUGUCGGAAGUGGCCGGCAACGCGCAGCGGGUCUGUCUGACCACACACGCGCAGCCGUUGUGCGUGGCGGCGAGCGUGACGCUGGCGGCGCUGGUGGCGCAGCUGCUGCAGGGUCGCGGUCAGACGGCCGCCGACAUGGAGCACCUGCUCAGCGCAGCUGGCGCGCUUGGAGAGAAGUUCACCACCGACGAGCACGAGCGGGAUGCACUGAACAGCUGUUUUCGGGAAACGGGCGAGGACAGCACGGAACCGGUCGUGGACGGCGAGGGUGGCCUGCUGUCGGCGCUGGCGGCGGCGGUGGACGUGCUGCGGCGCAGCAGCCGUACCCUGCUGAGCAUGAUGGGCCUCUGGAGGUAUCCUAAUGGACCCAACAGGACACCACAGGCGCCCUGA